Molecule: messenger RNA, 10053 nt
Organism: Caenorhabditis auriculariae
Lineage: Eukaryota; Metazoa; Nematoda; Chromadorea; Rhabditida; Rhabditidae
Source: the annotation of a GenBank genome assembly
AUGCCUGUAGUCAAGCGUGUUGUUUUGAUGGCGCCGCUCGAAAAAGCGGUAUCUCAAAGUAUUUUUACUUUUUGGGGAAAUACGGUGGCCAGACUUCUUCCGGCAAAUCUGAAAAAUGUUUUAUUUUUUUUUUGCGUUCUGAUUUUUUCAACUUAUUGAAUAUUUUUUUAGUUAGUUGUUGAAGCAAAAUGGUUUUUCUGUGUUAUUAUUUGGAUAUUUCCCUUAUAUAUGUAAAUCUUAACGGAGACUAAGCUACGGAAUAAGAAUAACUGUCUUUGAAAAAUAAAUGAAAAAAAGAUAAUGAGGUCUCCUUCCUCAUUAUCUUUUUUCGAUAUAUUUCUCUGAUGUCUUGAUAAAUUGAAUCAAAUUGAAAUGAAUCGAGGUCCCCUUCUGAUUUAUUUUUGAUGUAAGGAUUCCUUGAAGAUCCUUUCAGUAUUCUGGUUUGACUCACAUCAUUUUUUCCUUGUAAGGAGUUAACCCAUCAUUAAUUUCUCAGCCUCGCCACUUUCUGCCACGCCUCUUAUCUAAAGAGGUCAGUUCUGCUCACCAUCUAGUUAGAUCUUCCUGACCGGCAGAUCCUACUUUUAUCCCGCCUUAUUUCAAUCAAUGUUCGGAUUUUCCUGGUGUCUCCUUGAGAAUGGUUUUGAGAGUAGAGAGUCUCUGUGGUCACAGUUGUUAAAACUUUUUAAUAUGUUUUUUUGUUUCAUCUUUUUUUCUCAAUCAUCUCUGGUUCUCCAGGGAUUUUUUUGAAGUUUUUCAUUCCCACCACAUUAUUCCUGAAAACCCAACUUUUUUUGAUAUUUUUUUCGACUCCCACCUAUUCAAUUUUUUUGUGAUGACAGAAAAAAAUAUUCAUUUUUUUCGAAGCAAAUCGGAAAAAUUGGUUAGUUUUUAAAACAAAAUUCGUUUCUCCAGUUAAUUGCCUAUGGAAAAUAAUGAAAACCCAAGUUAUAUAUAUAUAUUUCAUUCUGCUAAAUGAAUUCUCAAUUAAACUUAUUACUUGGUUUAUUUACAAUUGAGAUAACCAAAAUAAUUCAAUGAAUGUAUAAAUAUACUUAGCCUGAAUUUUCUCCACCUGUCGAUUUUUAUCGAACAGUUCUUUUGAAUUUCGACUUGCAAUUUUUUUCAUAUCAUUGACUUGAUCAACUUUUGAUAUUAUCGUCAGUAAAAAAUAGACCAAUUUCAGAUUUUUUUUUCCAAUUGAGAAGUUGAGUAUUCUGAAUUUUAGUUACCACAAGGUUCAUACGUCGUUUUGCUGAAGCACUCCCGAAGCACGAGAAACGAAAAAAUGAAUCCAGUUCAACAGGUUCGUCUUCAAACUUAUCGGAAAAUUGGAACUUCUUUCAGGUUGAAAAUAAUGCGGAAAAUAACGGUCGGAAACGUCUUUUGGACAAUACUCAAACUGAUGGAGUCCCACUCGAUCCACAUGAAAAGGUUAUUUUUCACAAGAAUAGUAAAAAACUAAAAUAAAAGUAGAGGACCAAAAUUAAGUAGCAAAGUGAUGGACAUAUUCAUUUUUUUAUUUUUUUGUGGAAAUUAAAAAAAUCGAGCAAACUAUAUUUGUUAUUUCAUGAAAAAAAAGAUCUCGUCCUUCUCGAAAAAAAAGAGAAAAGCGCCCUUACCGAAAAAAUACCUUGUUAAAAUUGUUUUUUCACUUGAUCUUCGGUAUUAGUUCACUUUUCGUCAAGGCAAAGUAUUUUUUUUCUGAUUUUGGGUUUUAAAAAUCUAGCAGUGCAGGUAUAUUUUUGAACUGCUUCAACUGGAUUCGGAAAAAAAAAUCAUUGAAAAACUUAUUUUUUUGAAAACUGGUCAACAUCCUUGAUGAAAAAUUCCAAUCCGAGGUUUUUUCAGAUCGAAUUGCUCGAAAAAAGGCAGAAAAAGUCCCCGACUGGCGAUCCUGAUGAUUACGAUGUAUUUUUUGUUGCACAUAAGAUAAUUGAUGUUUUUCUUUUUUCAGGAAUCGGUAGAAUUCUAUCGAAAUGAGCAAAAAGCUAUUCAAGACAAAAUAAAUCGCCUUGCUGAGACAAUGGAUAAAAAACGAAAAGAGUCUUUGGAUAAGUACAACGUAUUUUGCACCUUCACCUAUUGAUAAUAUUGAAAUAAUUUUAGGAUGACGACGUCACAGCUUUUCGAGAAGUUAUGUGUAAACUCAAACUGGGUUCUUCUGGAGAGAAGGUGAGGGACACUCUGAUGUGCAUUUGAACUUUACUAGGACUUUUUUUCAACCCCUGAUUAAAAUUUUGAUGUAUUUAAUCUUCUCCUGAUUCUAGAAAAAAUUUCAACCGGGGGCUACGAUGUUUUCUAAUCUAAAGAUUUUUUUUCUCAGUUUUUCGAACUGCGAUUUCUCGGAAAAAUUCAGAAAAAAAGCCAAUUUUUUGGAGCUUUGAACUACAGUUUUUAUGUCCUCACUAGAGAGAAUGUUUUGAGCUAACUUUCCUAUAAUUCCAGGCGUCACCGGAUGCAGAAGACAGUUCCAUGUGGGAGACGUUGAAAAAUUCAGUGGAACGUAUGGAGAAAGCUGUUCAAAUCGCCGAACGAGCUAUCGCCAUGAAAGAAAUGAGAAAAAAGAACUACUUUAUUGAUGGUCCAAAUUAAAAUGUCUCAUUAUUUUCUAUGAAUUUUUUUUGUUAACAUUUUACUUGAAAAUGUAAAACUUUUCUCUUUGAUUUGUGUUGCGUUUACAUUGGUUCAAUACCAAUUAUUUCUCACUCACAAAUGCUUUCUUCGAGCUUCAUUGCCAUUUGAUUGGUUCAAUACCAAACUACUCUCUGCAUUUCCGUACUAUUUCCGAUUUUUCAAGGUUGGUACGUGAUCUCUUGCAGCACAACAUCUCUGAAAAAUGUCCGUUUCGCAGGUUAAAACUUUUUUUGAUUUAAAAAAAUAAUUUUUCUAUUUUUUUAGGUUGAAUACAACGCAAACGUUAUUUACCAGUAUCGUCCGAGCGACGACUUUCAAAACGAAGAAAAAAACUAUUGGACCCGCGAGAGACGGUGAUUUUUUUGUGAAAAAGAACAAACUUAAAUAAAUUCAAGUCGGGAAAAAAAUUGACUAUACAUAAUUCAAAAAAAUAUAACAAUGACUAUUCACAACUUUCUUUUUAAUGCCUCGUUCUCUUAAAAAGUUAGAAUCAAACAAAAGAAAAAAAUGAGAGGACGCGUGCAGAUCUCAUUUUUCGCAGUGCUGGCUAUAAAAGUUUUUUUCAAAACUUUUUUGGACGAUUUAUGCUCUGAAAAAAAUUAUCAUAAAACCGGUAAAAGUUUUUUUUAAUUUUGAAAGAAGUAAUUCCGAAUAAUUAUUUCGGUCUUUAUGCCAAGCGCUGUAUAAAAAAAUUUAUCCGACUAUUCCUUUUUCCGAUUUUUUUCUCGAUAAGCUCUUCGUUUUGAAUCUUCCUAAUUAAAGUAGGUACAAUUUUUUUGAUUCAUGAUUAACACAAAAAAAGAGAGGAAAAAAAGAAGUUAAUAGAUGUUUUAUAAACCGAAAUAUGAGGGAAAAAAGUCGGAAAGGAAUUCGUCGGAAACUUCUCCGUGGGAAAGAUCUGCAGCGAUAUGAUAAAAUUGGAAAAAUUGCCGUUUGAAAAUUCGCUGACUUAUUUUUCAUACCACCAAAAUUUCGAUAAAACAAAUAUCCUAAGCAACAUUAAUUUGCUCUUUCAACGUAACUUUUGAGGACGAUUUCAGAUGGGUCGCUUUAACGCGUUCCUCCGUCAGAAGUUAACCGAAACAUGGCCUGUUGCUGGAGAGUUGGAAAUAUUCCUUCGAAAAGCAGAAGAAGAAAAAAAUAUUAUUGAAUAUAUCGCGAAAAUACGAAAACGUGAAAUUCGGAGCCAUUCAGUCGUCCAUGAUGUUCAUCCUUUUGUGGCAGAAACUUUGAAUUUCUUACGAUUCAACGAUCAAGACGACGAAAAAAAUCUAAAAAAAUGGCUACGCAAAAAACAAAGCUUUUUGUCUUUUGUUGUUAAAAUUUGGAGAGAAGAGGAGGCCUUUAAAGAAAAGUUCCGCAGUUUUUUGAGGACUGUGAAAGAAAAGAACAGCGGGUUUUUGGAUCAAUUUGAAAAACAGGUACGGCUAAAUCUUUUUUUGAUUUCUUUUUCACAUAAUUAGUUCUGAUCAAAAGCUUGAAUCUUGUUCUAGAUGUUAUUUGUUGUUUUUUUCAGAUAUGCGACACAAGAAAAUCUGCUUUUGACUUUUUCGAAGAAAGCAAGAAGACGCUGGAGGAAAUUAAAAAAAACAUGGAGCGACUUUCGACUUCUUUUAAUGAGGAACAAAGAAAAUGGCAAGCAGCUUUCGAUUCUCUCGACCCCGUGGAUAGGGAUAUCGGGUCAACUUUUCAAGGAGAAAAGUUGAAAAUCCUAAGGGGAACGCGCUUUUGCGUCGAAACGGAAAAAAGUUUAAUGAAGCUCUGUUUCGCCCUCGAAGAAAAACGGCCUGAGGUAUAACUAAUUGGGAAAAAGUUCUUGAGUUUAUCAAUUUUCUUACAGGCUGCGAGAGAGAAUCAAAAUGAAGCCGUGAAAGAUGAACCUCGCCUCGAAGACCAGGUUCAAAAACUUCAAAUUUUAUAUAUCAUUUGAUGUCAGGUUCUCGGAACACCCGAUGCAGAAAAUGAAAAAGAAAACCUCGGAAAAAUUCACAUCCAGAGGUUUCUGCCAGGAUUCUUGCCCCCGAAACGCCAAAAAAAAUUCAACAGGUAAAGGAAAUUUUUUUUUGAAGGUUUUUCAUUUAUAAUUGGAUACCCUAGGACUUUGAAUCUAAUCAUUUCAUUUUUAAUGAGCAGUCGCCUGGAGAUGUUCUGAGAAUAGAGAAUUUUGUUAAUUUUGGAGAUGCAAAAUUUCCAAAAUUGUUUUUAAGAGUGUUUUAGCCGAACUUGGGCCUUACUUUCUUGAUAGCUUGAAGUUUUAGUUUAAUUUUUCUGAAACACACUGAAGCUUUGUAACAUUCUGGUGGAAUAUCAGAUCACAAAAAACCUCAGCUUUAGAAAGAUUCAAAAAGACUGAGUUUCCAUACAAAUGAGUUGUGCAAAAAACUCCUUUUUUCGAAUGUGAUCUGAAAUUACAGUACUUACUUAGCUGCCUUGAACUUAUUCGGCGCAGAUAAGGCAAAAAAUUUUGGUCGCCAGGCAAAAAAUUUUGGUCGCCAAAAAGCCACAGCCAGAAGCUUUUCACUUCAUUUUGGGCAAUUUUAUCCAAUCAUCAAUGGAAACUUUUUAUGUAUUUUAUAUUUGAACUGACUUUUGUUCGCUUUUAAAACUACUUGAAAGCUUCCUCAUACAACGGCAAACAAGGCAACGUAAAACAGUGGAAAACAAAAGUCGAUAAAACUUCCAAUAGACGUCUUCUUUGAACUGUCUGACACAAUUUGCUUCCAUAACGAAAAAUUUCGAAAAUCAAGAAGCUUCAGAGUUUUUCAGGACCCUUCAGCAAAGCGAACCGAAAUGGGCGACUCUAUCGAUUCGCAAAAUUCGGUAGUACUCCUUGCCAAUUAAAUGAACGGUGUAAUUUUUUUCAGUUGUCUCUCCAAAAACUGCAGGCUGCAGAAGCAGAUUUUCUUGAUGAAAAAAAUCGCCUUGUUGAAAUAUUUAGCCGAAGGAGGAAACAACUGCUGGAAAGUUUUCAGGUACUUUAAAUGUUCAAAGAGACAUUUGUGAAAGUGAAUAAUUUCAGGAUCAGGAAAUAGCAACUUUCCAGGAACACAUGAAGAAAAUCAAGGUGUGUUUCUCUAGAGAGAUAGUUACAGACUCUUUGAUGUGUAGUUGAAUAUUUAGGUACUCUGAACUAGAAAAAAAAUAAUUUUUCUGUUUAUUCAAAAUUUAAGAACAAUUUUGUAACAUAUAUUGAUUGCAGGCUCACGAACUCGCGGACGACUCCUCUUCGUGGAAAGAAUUCGAAGAAUCCGUCGAAGAUAUCAAAAAGAUAUUGAAAACGGCGACAGAAAUUGUUGUCAUAGAAAGAGUCAGAGAUCAAAUGAAAGAAAUCUGACCGAAACGGAUUGUACCGACUUUUCAUUGAUUUCACAAAGUUUUGCUUUCGAGAUUUUUUUGUGCUCAUCCUCAAUUUUUUUGAUUUCUCCGAUCUCUGAAAGAUUAAAAUAAUCAAUUGAUUUCAUUGUCAAUAAAAUGUCACAAAUUCUUUCUUCGAGUUUCAUUGCCAUUUGAUUGGUUCAAUACCAAACUACUUUCUGCAUUUCCGUACUAUUUUUUUUCCCGAUUUUUUUUUCCGAUUUUUCAAUUUCCGAUUUUUCAAGGUUGAUACGUGAUUUCUUGCAGCUUCAACAAAACAAGAAAAUGUCCGUUUCGCAGGUUAGAACUUUUUUGAUUUAAAAGAAAUCAUCUUCUAUUUUCAGGUUAAAUACAACGCAAACCUUGUCUACCAAAUGCCUACCUGCGACGACUCUCAAAACGAAGAGAAGCCUUUGACCUUUCAGGAAUUGGUGAUUUUUUUCGUAUAAGCGCAAACUUAAAUGAUUGGAAGAAAUUCCUAGGACUCCAUUCAACAGUUUCACUUCAAUUUAAGAAACAGCUGGUAAACCGUGAGAUUAGGUCUCUAGUUGAACGCCGCGUGCGCUACUUUUUUGGCUAUAACUAGUUUCUUAGUGAGCCCUCUUUUCGGAAACUGAUUAUGAAUAUUGACAAUUCCUUUUAUCGAAGAGCGAGAAAAAACAUAUUUUGGAUCAUUUUGAAAAAAUGGCUUACGGUUCCUUUAAGAGCUUUAUUUCCACAUACAACAGCAAACAAAAAGGAAUUCACACUAGGUUUUUUCAAAACUUUUAAAAAUGGUAAAACCAUAUUCAAUGGAAUCUCGCACUAAUGUCCACGAGAGCAUGAUUAUUAUUGGUAUCGAAUCGAUUCACCAAUCGAUUGGAUACCACAAUUAACAAAAAAAUUUUUUUGACAAAAAAAAAUUUUUCAUUCAAAACGAUAAAUAAACGAUAUCAUUCAUAAACUAUCUUGAACACAAAUAAAAAAAUAUUGCUAUAACUCAAUUAUUGAGAAAAACAAAUUUCAAAACCGGAAAAUAGAGGGAAACCGCAAAAAAAAUGAAAAAAAGAAAGUGGAAAUAAAUUUGAUUUUUCAAAAAAAUUUCAAGUUUUUCUAACUGUAAAGUAGAAUUUUUUUGGAAUUUCACGCAAAAAAAGCUGAGAAAAAUUUUUUUAAGAAAAAAAAUCAAGCACAAAGCAUAUUUUUUAUGCGCUUCAUGAUAAGAAAUUUCAGAUAAACAACUUCAAGCAGUAUCUCGGCGGGAAAAGAGAAAUAUUACUGAAAAUACAAGAACAAAAAGACUUUUUUGGAAAACUUUUUGAAAAAACCCGGAUGGAAUACACUUGCCGACAGCUUCCAGGAGCCCACAGCACUGUGUCAACUUGGGAAGAAUUGAAAUCAUUCCGAGAUCAAGAUGCCGAAAUUCAUCAAAAUGUUUAUGAUCAACUUACUUUGUUGAAAGAUCAUUUUGGAAUGAUAAACGGCAAGCUAAACAGUCGUUUCCAAAAAGUUAGUUUAUUUAUUUUUUUAUUUUUUCUUAAUAUGAGUUUUUUCAAAAAGAACCAUUUAUCGAGACGAAUUCUCUCUUUGCUUUUCAGGAUCCCCUGUCUGAAGCUGUCGGACAGAUUUCAAACAUUUUUGAAAAAAAUGAGGCGCAAUUGAAUGUGAUAGCGAAUAUGGCACAAGCACAGAGGAAUCGAUUCAAUGAUUAUUGCCGUGAAUAUAAGCGCAAUCCCCCUGUUGUCAUUAAUAGCCGACGAUUUCGAUCGGCGAUACAUCAACUUCGAAUCACCUUCGAGGAGACACUAAAAACAAUUGAGUCGGACAAAAUAACAGCGAAUGAAACGCGCGACGGCCUUGUGCGCUUGGUGGAAGAAAAGCGAUUUCAUUGUGAAGCUAUGAAGAGAAGUUCUCAGGUAUAACUAAUUUGAAGAAAACUUCUAAAACCGUCAAAAUUUUCACAGCCCAAUUUGGAGAUUCAAAAAAAGACUUCUGAUGAAGAUCAAACUGUCAGCAAACCGAGUCGUGAAAAUGAAGAAGUAGAUAAAAUAGAAAAAAUCAUAUGAUUUUUGAAUUCAGACGGUCGUAACGGUUGAGCUCGAGAAUACAGUGUCGAUCCAACCAAAUCCCUCAGAAGACUUGCAAGAAAAAAACUUCUGCGACGCUUCCCGCGGGCGAACUAGAAGAGCAAAGUCAAAAGGUACAGAAAAAUCCUUUCUAACUUGAAACUUGAAAUAAAAGAACUAAUUAUAGCUAGAAGAAGAACCUGAUAAAAGUCGUUCGGGAGAUUCCAUCAAGGACGGUUCGAAUGGAGAAGUUUGUCAGUUUUCAAAAAAGUUUUACAUCAUUUUUUUAAGGCUUUGAGUAAUUCUACUGAAGUCAAUGAGGCGGCCAAUGUCAAAGGUCAACCAGGACCAGUUGAGAAUUCUUCCAGAGUGAAAGACUCGGAGGUUAUAGAUUUUUUCGAGAAAUCUGUUCUUUAAUUUCGGAUUCAGAAAGAAAACCAAGUGGAUGAGACGGAAGUUGGAUCUCCAAGUGUAAGUUUUUUUGGCUUACUUUUUACUUCCAGUUUAAUCGAAAGUCGUUACUCCGUGACGUCAUCUUGACCUAACAUUCCGCAUACGGAAUAUAUUUAUUGAAUACGACGUGUUUACUUUGAGUCAAAUUAGAAACAGAAAGAAAAGAUAUGUAUCAAAUUUUUCUCAUUUUCUAUUCUUCGAUUUUCUUACUCUCUUGAAAAAAUUUCAAAACGAUUUUAUAAUUUUGUUUUCUAUUCCCAAUUGGGGACCAGUGCCCUCAAAACUCCUACAGUUGCAUUUUCAAUCCAUUUAAAAAUCUUCACCGAAAAAAAUCAAAGCGUAGGAAACGCAAACUGGGAAGUUUUUAUUGCAGAGGCACAAUUACAGGCUGCUCCCAUCAAUUUCCAAUUUCUCACUUUAAUUACAUGUGUAUAUAAAAAAAAAUUUUUUUACUCCUGUAUUUCUUGUUUUAAAAAUAAGGUGAUGAAGUGACGUCACGAAGUAGUAAUUUGCGAUCUAACUAAAUCGUUUUUGAAAUGAUGAGCGCAAUAUUAUGUCCCAAAUUACUCAAAAGAUUUGUUCUCAUUAGGUGUUUUGAAAUUGACGAAAAGUUUUCUCGAAAAAAAAAUUUGAAUCUCAUCACAACCGGAAACUUUUCAGACGAACACUCUCGAAGAGGACGAAAAGAAGGCCGACUUUGUUUUAGGGGAAACUUUGCAGGUAUUUCAUUGUUGAUACAUAAGCUCCGUUUUUUUUUUCAGGAAACACUGGGAAAUUUUGAAAAAAAGCGGAAAAUAUACGAAGAUGAAAUAAAUCUCCAUUUUCUGUCGUAUGAGAAGCAACAAAAAGACAAAAAUGGAUCAAUAUAAUGUAUUUUGAUCUUUAUGGGACAUAUUAAUAAAAAAACUUUUUAGGAUUUGGAAGUUGGAAAAUUUCAAGAAAAACAUGAUGAAAUUCAAGCUCGGCUUUUUCUGAAGGAAAUCCUGAAGACGCUACGGUGAGUAUUAUGAACUUACUGCCCUUUGGUGGCUCAAAAUGAAAAUAAGAAGAAUUUUCAGAUUCAUUUUUCACAAAGUAGGUUAUUUGAUUUUGCAGUUGCGAUUUUUUUUUAAUUGUCAAAACACUCCUUGAUGUACCAGCUGAGGAUUUUGUCAGUCUCAACUUGCAAAACUUUCAAGUUUUUGAAAAAGAAAAUCUCAAAGUUGAAAAAAACUAAAAAAAAGCUGUUUAAAGGGUUCGCGAUUUUGUUUCUCAAAAACUAAUGCGUUUUGCAGGUUGAGACCUUCCACCUUUUUCUCUGGUACGUCAAUGAGUUGUAUGCCUAACUUUUUAGGAAGUUCCUAAACUCAAGAUAAAAUUACCUUGAUCUUCCUUGUCAGCGAACUUUUUUAGUCAUCGUUUAUAAUAAUUUCAGGCCCCUGAGAUGCCGGACAUACUUUCCAUGAGUGCUUCUGUAGAAGCUGCGAAGAAAGCUGUUCAAAUCGCCAGAGACAUUCUCUCGAUUCAAGAAAGUAUCGGAAGAGAUUCUCAAAGAUAUCCACGCCCUCUUCCAAUUAUUCUUUGA